AUGGCACCUACGUACUCUCCGGAGGUUUUACCUCUUUCGUCGGUCCUACCCUCUCCACAACAGCCUGUGUCGUCUCAGCGGGUCGUCCCUGCUAUGAGGGCUGACAGGGCCAGAGUUCGGGCCAUCUUGGACUCCUUGCACCGGGCCGCUGAAACCGGGUCGCCCUACUUGCACCAUCGACCCACUACCCCAGAACCCAAGUCUGCGGUACCUAAGACCCCUCCGAGGCCAAAGGCUGCUGUUCCUGUACUUCACGGAGCGGGUUUCGCUGGCUCCACCAUCGAGGAGAUUCGUUCCUCGAUGGAUGCCUUUGAGCGCUCGCCAGAGGUUCAGGAGAGGCGGGCUCAGAGGAUGCGGUCUCUGAGGCAAGCCGAACAACUACAGUUCGAGGAGGAGUCUCCAG
This is a messenger RNA of Perkinsus marinus ATCC 50983, 403 nucleotides long. RefSeq lists its product as hypothetical. The transcript is spliced from 2 exons. NCBI's taxonomy places the organism in Eukaryota, Perkinsozoa, Perkinsida, Perkinsidae. The annotation marks the transcript as partial. The record is from RefSeq and is a predicted model, not a curated record.